Messenger RNA from Colletotrichum karsti, 960 nucleotides. RefSeq names its product integral membrane protein DUF125. Bases 1 to 960 code for a protein of 319 amino acids. NCBI's taxonomy places the organism in Eukaryota, Fungi, Ascomycota, Sordariomycetes, Glomerellales, Glomerellaceae. Gene Ontology annotation, biological process: intracellular manganese ion homeostasis. Gene Ontology annotation, cellular component: fungal-type vacuole membrane. The transcript has 2 exons. Gene Ontology annotation, molecular function: manganese ion transmembrane transporter activity; iron ion transmembrane transporter activity. The record is from RefSeq and is a predicted model, not a curated record.
AUGGGUCUCGUCACGUUGAAAAACCUCCUGUUUGGGCGGACACAGGCUCCCGCCCGCAAGAACUCCAACGAGCGCGCCGAGAGCACCAUGUCGGACGACACCAUCACCGAGAGGGACCUCGAAAGACAACCCCUCCUGGGCGCCAGGACGGCGUCCUCGGCGACGAUGAACACCGUCAUGUCCACCACGUCCACGGCCUCCGAGAGCGACUCGCGCAGGUUCCGCAUCGACGCUCGUGUCAUCUCGGACGCCACGAUCGGUCUGUCGGACGGCUUGACGGUGCCCUUCGCCCUCACGGCCGGUCUGUCUGCGCUGGGCCAGACGAAAGUUGUCAUCUACGGCGGCAUGGCUGAGUUGAUCGCCGGAGCCAUCUCGAUGGGUCUGGGAGGAUAUCUCGGAGCCAAGAGCGAGGCCGCCUCUUACAAAGAAACACUAAACGAGUGUACCCGCCUGACGCAAGACGACCCCAACAUGGCCCGCGCCCAGGUCCGCGAGGUCCUCGAGCCGUACGACCUCCCCAAGCACACUCUCGAGGAAGUGACAGACCACCUCUCGACCUCCCCGCGCCUCAUCGACUUCCUCAUGCAGUUCCACCACUGCGAGCAGGAACCCGCCUCCAACCGCGCCUUCGUCUCCGCCCUCACCAUCGCCGCCGGCUACCUCCUCGGCGGCCUCGUCCCGCUCUUCCCCUACUUCUUUGUCCCCUCCGAGGACGUCUACCUCGCCCUCUACGUCUCCGUCGCCGUCAUGGCCGUCGCCCUCUUCGCCUUCGGUUACGUCAAGACGUGCAUCGUCUCGGGCUGGCAGGGCUACCGGUGCGUCAGGCAGGCCGUCGUCGGCGGGCUCGAGAUGGUGGUUGUUGGCGGCGCGGCGGCGGGCGCGGCGAUGGGUCUCGUGAAGGCUUUUGAUCAACUGGCGCAGACGGAUGACGUGUCGGCGCUGGCGCGCAGGAUAUUUUAA